Molecule: messenger RNA, 1773 nt
Organism: Hirsutella rhossiliensis
Lineage: Eukaryota; Fungi; Ascomycota; Sordariomycetes; Hypocreales; Ophiocordycipitaceae
Product: GMC oxidoreductase domain-containing protein
Exons: 3
Coding region: 1-1773 (590 amino acids)
Molecular function (GO): flavin adenine dinucleotide binding; oxidoreductase activity, acting on CH-OH group of donors
Source: RefSeq, a predicted model, not a curated record
AUGAAGACGCCGCUCUUCGGUGCGGCAGCGGCAUUGGCCAUACUCUUCACCCGUGUUCUCUGCCUCGUCGAGUCGUUUGACUAUGUCAUCGUCGGCGCCGGAACGUGCGGCCUCUUGGUGGCCAACAGGCUCUCGCAGGACCCGGACACGACCGUCGCCCUCAUUGACCCCGGUGCGGACGAGCGAAACAACUCGCUGGUCAGCGACCCAACCCUAUUUACUCGCGUCUUCCUGUCCCAGAACCUCGACUGGGCGUAUCCCAGCGUUCCUCAGGCUGGUGCCGCGGGGCGCGUCCUCACGUCCCAUGCCGGCAAGGGCAUAGGAGGCUCGAGUCUCAUCAAUGGCAUGGUGUAUAUCCGCGGCGACAAGGCCCAGUUUGACGCCUGGGAGGAGCUGGGCAACCGCGGCUGGAACUGGAACCUGUUUCUGCGCUACUACAAGAAGCUCGAGAGGCUGUUUCCGCCGGAGCCUUGGCAAGUCGACGUCGGGGCGUCGGUAAGGCCCGAGAACCACGGCUACGAAGGGGACCUCCACGUCGGGUUCGUGCCGGCCCUGCAAAACGGCUCUUUCUACCACCGCGUGAGGGCGUCGUGGGGGGCGCUUGGCCAGGGCGUCAACAGAGAUACGCUGGACCCCGGGCAGAACCGGCGAUGGGACGCGGCCACGGCCUAUUUCUGGCCCGUCGCUGGACGUCCUAACCUGCAUCUGCUCAACGGCACGGCUACGAGAGUCUUGUGGAAGGCCGGGGGAGUCGGCGCCGAGGCCGAGGGCGUCGAGUACGUGACGCCCGGCAAGGAGCGCCGAAUGGUCUGCGCCAAGCGCGAGGUCAUUCUCUCGGCCGGCGCACUCCGCACGCCUCUCAUUCUCGAGCGCUCUGGCGUCGGAAAUCCGCGGCUGUUGCGGGGCCGGGGUAUCGAGCCGGUCGUCGACUCGCCCGGCGUGGGCGAAAACUUGAUUGAACAACCCAACCUGUCGCUCAUCUACGCAAGCAAGCAGAAGCUCGAUGGCGCCAGUCCCUACGCCGCCUUUGUCUCGGCCCGCGACCUCUUUGGCAGCAGCGUCGGCGAGGUGGCGGCCCGCUCGCGGCGCAGUCUCGGCCAGUGGGCCCGGCAGGUGGCCCGGAGGAACGGCGGCGGGCCCGGCGCGGCGGCGGCGCUGGAGCGAAUCUUCCGGAUCCAGCACGGCCUCAUGUUCGACAAGGAGACGACGAUAGCCGAGUACAUGACGACGGCCUUUGGAGACAGGCUCGUGGCCUCCUUCUGGGCGCUGCAGCCCUUUAGCCGGGGCAGCGUCCACAUCCGGCCCUCCGGCGCCGGCGGCGACAACGGCACAGCCGCCGUUCCGGACGCGCCGGCCAUCGACACGCAGCUCCUGACCGUCGACCUGGACACCACGGUGCAAGUCGCAGCCGGCCGCGUGGCCGCGCAGUUCUGGAGCACGGCGCCCGUCAGCGACCUCGUGGCCGACGCCCUGGCACCCAACGCCAGCGACCAGCUGCCGCUGCCGCCAGGGGGGGAGGCAACAGACGCGCAGUGGCGGCGCUGGGCGCGCGGCGCCGUCGUGACCAACUCGCACCCGCUCGGCACGGCGGCCAUGAUGGCGCGGGAGCUGGGCGGCGUCGUGGACCCGAGCCUGGCCGUCUACGGCACGGCGCGGCUGAGGGUCGUCGAUGCGUCGGUGCUGCCGAUGCAGCCCAGCGGACACUUGACGGCGACGCUGUAUGCCGUGGCGGAGAGGGCGGCGGAGAUGAUCCAGGCCGAGGGACGGUGGUGA